AUGAAGGGCCGUAUGAAGGGCCGCGCUGGUUUCAUCUUUCAGUAUGUAAUACGAAGGCGCAAUUUUGCAUGGUGGACGAAAUACAAUUGUAAGUGGAUCAAUGGCAGUAUUCGCGCCGUAUUUCACGAGAGCUACGCAGAUGUCUUGUCGGCAGCCCUGGAUGCUGGGCUAGCUGUUUCUAUAAUCUUCAUAUUUCUCGUAUUGCAAUAUCCGGCAAAUGGGUCGAUUGGGGAGGGCUUGCAACACUGGUGGGGCAACACGGUAUAUUAUAAAACUGCCGAUGGUAUGGGCACUCCAGUUCGCCAGCUACAGGGCUCAGAGACAUUCGGUCCUAGUAUAGGAUCUUGGUAG
Messenger RNA from Suillus fuscotomentosus, 351 nucleotides. RefSeq lists its product as uncharacterized. The transcript is spliced from 7 exons. The record is from RefSeq and is a predicted model, not a curated record. Bases 1 to 351 code for a protein of 116 amino acids. Lineage: Eukaryota; Fungi; Basidiomycota; Agaricomycetes; Boletales; Suillaceae.